UUUGGCCAUCUCUCUCUCUCUCCCUCUCUUUGUUUUCUUUUGUCUCUCUGAUAACUGAUAAGCCAAGUUUUUAAGCUGUAACAAGGCAGGCACGGUCUCUCAGGCAAAAAGAAUGGGUUACAAGCCAUCUGACAAGCCAAAAGCUAAGCACAGGAAGGGCUUAUGGUCACCUGAAGAAGACCUGAAGCUCAGAAACUACGUCCUUAAGCAUGGCCAUGGUUGCUGGAGCUCUGUUCCCAUCAAUGCAGGUUUGCAGAGGAAUGGGAAGAGCUGCCGAUUAAGGUGGAUUAAUUACUUGAGACCAGGAUUAAAGAGAGGGAUGUUUACACCACAAGAGGAGGAGACAAUCCUGACCCUUCAUCAUAUGUUAGGCAACAAGUGGUCCCAAAUUGCACAACAUUUGCCCGGAAGAACAGACAACGAGAUUAAGAACUACUGGCAUUCCUAUCUCAAGAAGAAAGUGGCAAAAGUUGAAGAAUCAGAAGCUAAGACCAGAACUCACUACACCACUUCAAGCUCAGAAAACACAGAAUCUAUUCUGUCUCCCCAAACCGUAAUAGGCCAAAUGCCAAGCUAUGACUCCUUGCAGCACUUUGAGAAACCAUCGAUAGAUAUCGAUCAAAGUUUUCCACAGCAUUUUGACUUUCCUAAAGAGCCUCAAAGGAGCUCCUUGCCAAAGCUAUUAUUUGCAGAGUGGCUAUCGCUAGAUCAAGAAGGUGGGAGCUUCGCAAAUUCAGUUAAGCCUGUGACUUCCUCAGACGGCUUUAAUCAAGUGAUCUUCAUGAUGGACUAAGCAAUUCAUCAAUAAAUGAAAUAUUUGGCUCGCAAUUCAAGUUCGAAGCCCAGAUUUCAGGAAAUGAGUUCGUCGAUUCUAUAUCCGGGGAUGACAUAUGCAGUAAUUUCAAUAUUAAUAAUGAUGUA
Messenger RNA from Theobroma umbraticum, 921 nucleotides. The record is from RefSeq and is a predicted model, not a curated record. NCBI's taxonomy places the organism in Eukaryota, Viridiplantae, Streptophyta, Magnoliopsida, Malvales, Malvaceae.